This is a messenger RNA of Mus pahari (shrew mouse), 1383 nucleotides long. RefSeq names its product proteasome subunit beta 10 (gene Psmb10). The record is from RefSeq and is a predicted model, not a curated record. The coding region runs from base 396 to 1325 and encodes 309 amino acids. Gene Ontology annotation, molecular function: threonine-type endopeptidase activity. NCBI's taxonomy places the organism in Eukaryota, Metazoa, Chordata, Mammalia, Rodentia, Muridae. Gene Ontology annotation, cellular component: proteasome core complex. The transcript has 7 exons.
CAUGGCGUGCACAUGCCACAUUUACCCAUAAUUAAGCCUGCAAAGGCUUCAUUUCUACUUAUUUUUUAAGGGGUUAUGUGUGUGAGUGUUUUACCUGAAUACAUGUGCUUGCAGUGUCAGGCGAGAUGGGAAUGGAGGAGCUAAGGCGCACCAUGGAAGGCCUGGCAAGGAGUGCAAUAGCCCCUUCCUCGUGUUACCAGGGACUAGCCGCAAAGACGAAAGUGAAAGAGAAGAUGCACGCAGCAGCCAACAGCCUCUGAACUAAGGUGGGGGUGAAAGCGAAAGUAGGAAGCGUCCCGAAAAACCCCACAGAAGCCAGGACAGACGCCUCUGCUCCCCCUGGCUGAUCCACUCAUCGAGACCCCCGUAUUCUCAAUUGGCCUUCCUGCCCCGAGAUGCUGAAGCAGGCAGUGGAACCCAGAGGAGGCUUCUCUUUCGAGAACUGCCAGAGGAAUGCGUCCCUGGAACACGUCCUUCCGGGACUUCGGGUCCCUCAUGCACGCAAGACCGGGACUACCAUCGCGGGGCUUGUGUUCCGAGAUGGAGUCAUCCUGGGCGCGGACACGCGGGCCACUGACGAUUCGGUUGUGGCGGACAAAAGCUGCGAGAAGAUCCACUUCAUCGCCCCUAAAAUCUACUGCUGUGGGGCUGGAGUAGCUGCGGACACUGAGAUGACUACGCGGAUGGCAGCUUCCAAGAUGGAGCUACAUGCGCUGUCCACCGGCCGUGAGCCUCGGGUGGCCACGGUCACCCGUAUCCUGCGCCAGACUCUCUUCCGGUACCAAGGCCACGUGGGGGCGUCAUUGAUCGUGGGCGGAGUUGAUUUGAAUGGACCGCAGCUCUACGAGGUGCACCCACACGGUUCCUACAGCCGUCUGCCCUUUACUGCCCUUGGUGAGCGCCUCCACCCUUUUCACACGAAUCCUGCUCCUGCAACCCCACCUUCAAGGUUUAUACCUCUGCAGCUAACAACUGACUUCAGCUGCCCCUUCCCACCUGCAGGCUCUGGUCAGGGUGCAGCCGUGGCACUGUUGGAGGAUCGGUUCCAGCCAAACAUGACGCUGGAGGCUGCACAAGAGCUGUUGGUGGAAGCCAUCACUGCGGGUAUCCUGAGUGACCUGGGCUCUGGAGGCAAUGUGGAUGCCUGUGUGAUCACUGCAGGGGGUGCCAAGCUGCUGAGAGCAUUGAGCACACCCACAGAACCUGUGCAGAGAGCUGGCCGUUACCGAUUUGCUCCUGGAACCACACCUGUCCUGACCAAGGAAGUGAGACCCCUGACCCUGGAAAUUCUCGAGGAAACUGUGCAGGCCAUGGAGGUGGAAUAGAGUGGCCUGAGAUGUAGAAUUUGGAACGAGGGUGAAUAAAUCCGGGAAACACAAACAC